This is a messenger RNA of Bursaphelenchus xylophilus (pine wood nematode), 3608 nucleotides long. The record is from the annotation of a GenBank genome assembly. Lineage: Eukaryota; Metazoa; Nematoda; Chromadorea; Rhabditida; Aphelenchoididae.
AUGUACAGAAGAGUCCUAUGUACUAGUUUACUCAUAUUUUUGGUUGUUCGAAUAGGAUCAGCUCAAAAGUCCUCCAAAUCAGAAGAAUCGAAGGAAAAAACAGCACCAUUGAUCAAAGAAGAAACAAUAAUUAUACUAGCCGAUGACCUGGAUGCAUUGGACGAACCCGGUAAGAAUUUUGACGUACUUUAUAUCGAGGAUAAACAGUAAGAAAUUAUAUUAUCCAUGUAAUUUUUAGAAGAAGAAAAGCCCAGUGGUUCCCGUUUUCUAACAGAUGACGAUAUAGAUCGUAUGGAACAUACUGGCUCUACUCCGGCCUUGAUCACACAGGAAGUGGAGGAGAGAAAUGCGUUGUCCGAUAUUUUCGUCGAAUUUAUUCCAGAAAAAAAACCGACGAGGUAAGAAGUUUUAGUUUAUUAGUUCCUUGGUUUUAAGGCGGUAGAUUGUUCAAAGAAACUGUGUUCUUCUUUCAUUCCUUCACAAAAUCCUUAUUUCUGAGAUUUUUUGAUGUUAUACUAGAUCAAGUCUAACAUCAAGUUUUUCGGACACGAAACUGAUAUUUGUAAAUCUGAUGUUUCAGAGAGUUGGAUGCUCAAGCUCAGGUCCUAUACGAAAACGCGCUGGAAGUUCUCGGUCGAAAGCGAUGGGCUCAAGUUGAUGUUUCAGAUCUGAAGAAUGCCUAUAAAGAGAUGGAAAGGGCCGCGGAAAUGGGGCAUCCAGACGCGCAGAAAAUUUUGGGUAAGGACGAAUACACUGUUAUCUUCAUUUACAGUUGCUUUCUGAUUCUUGUUAUAUUUGAAAAAAAACCUUUAUUUUCAGCAUUUUCCUACCUAUUUGGAGAGCAUCGAUGGAGUAUUGACGAAGCCCGAAAUAUCUUCGAGAGGCUGGCUGAAAAUGGCAGUCCAGAUGCGCAUUUGGGUCUAGGAUUUAUUUACUCAACCGGACUUGGCUUGGAUAAUCCCGAUCCGGCCAAAGGGCUUCUGCAUUACACGGUUUCGGCUCUCGGAGGUAACCCUCUGGCUCAGAUGGCUAUGGUAAGAUUUUUGCUAUUAUUUUCUUGAAGUUUAGAGAAUUUUCGCUCGAAAUGGAGAUUGCUUGACCAAUUUGUUACAGGGAUAUCGCUAUCAUUCUGGGGUAAACGUGAAAGCCGAUUGUGAUAUUGCCCUAAACUGGUAUCGAAGAGUCGCCCAAAAAGUUGCGGACAAGCUAAAACUCACUGGAUCCCCUUCAAUCCAACGAAUCCGAAUCCCAGAUGAAGUCGAAGGCAGCUCCAGCUCGGGGAAUUUGCUCGACAACAACUUGUUUAUGUAUUAUAGCUAUCUGGCCGAAACUGGAGAUGUUCAAGCUACUGUAAGAAUUAUUUUUGCGGGUUUUUUCUGAUUUUAGUUGAAUAAAGCUGAAAUAUGAUCUUUUAGCUUGCCCUGGCUCAACUCUACUUGACUGGUGGCAAGGGAGUGCCCAUGGAUUUGGACGCCGCGGCUCGCUACUUCAAGGUCGCUGCUCAAGCCGGGAAUAUCCCAGCCUACGCAUAUCUGGGACGUAUGUACCUUGAAGGCACUCCAUACACCCCACAGUCAAAUACUACGGCGUUUGAGUACUUUAAGAAGGCCUCGGACAAAGGAAAUGCAAUGGCUCAAAGUGGACUUGGUCUGAUGUUCCUAGUCGGAUAUGGGGUGGAUCAGGAUAGCAACUUGGCCUUUAAAUUGUUCAGGUAAGUGUUGGAGACUUAUAGAAGAUAAGGAAGUAAAUUUAAAGAGGAUUCGGGACUUGUCAUGUUUUCGUUGUGGGACCUAGAGCUAUCUAUAUUAUCCAUGAAGUGAUGGAUAAUAUGGAUAUUAAAAACAGUUUUAAUGUCUUGGCAAUUAUGUGAAAUUAAGAAUUAUAGCCUCUGUUUUUCAGUAUGGCUGCGGAACAAGGCUCCUCGGACGGCCAACUUCACCUUGGCCAAAUGUAUUUUUACGGAAUCGGAGUGGAAAAGAAUUACAAACAAGCCAUCAAAUACUUCCAACUAGCAGCCCAAUCCGGCCACAUUCUAGCGCUGUAUAAUUUGGCCCACAUCCAUGCCACAGGAACGGGAACUCAAAGAUCUUGCACCUUGGCCACGGAGCUGAUGAAGAAUGUCGCGGAGAGAGGAAGAUGGGCCGAAAGAUUCGUCGAUGCCUUCGCUAAAUUCCAGUUGGGACAUACGGAUGAGGCUGCGAUACGGUAGGUGGAUAAAUGGGGAGGUUUUGCAUAGAAAUUUGGAUAUUAUUUUUAUUGAAGGGUCUAGUGUAAGGUAAUCUUGAGUUUGAUGUCUUAGUCAGUGUAAAAUAAUGUUGUAGGUAUCUCUUCCUCGCAGAAUUGGGCUAUGAAGUGGCGCAAACGAAUUUCGCCUUUCUCAUGGACAAGUCCGAUGGGCGCCAACAACUUUUCAAACCGAAUCAGACCUAUCAAAGAGCCUACCAAUACUGGUUGAGGUCGGCGAAUCAGGAAUACGCAUUCGCCAGAGUAAAGCUCGGAGAUUACUUGUUCUACGGCCUCGGAACUCCAGUGGAUCUCGCAGCCGCAGCGAAUCAGUACAAGGUCGCCGCAACCUCGCAUCAGAACGCCCAAGCCUUGUUCAACUUGGCUUAUAUGCAUGAAAAUGGACUUGGAGUUAGCAGGGUAAGAGAUGGGGUGAUGGAUCAUAAAUUUUUUGAAAUUUUGUAGGCUCAGUGAAAUAAAUUACAUUAGUUUCAGCUUGAGGGCAAGAGUUGACCCAUUUUGAGACACGAGGGAAAGAGUUGACUCAAAAAAUUUUUUGUUGAAAAAAUGGUUUUUAACGGAAAUUUAAAAAAGACCUUAGCUGAGUACACUUUGAAGGGAUAGCUUUGGGCUACUGAUAUAUUUGAGGGGAACACUUGACCCAAAUUUUUAUGAAGAAGAGAGUUGACUCAAACAUGUUCAGAAGAGAACUUACUCGCUCAGAGAAAAAGUUUUCAGUAGCUUUGAUGGUUUUGCUUCUAUUUUUAUUUUUUUGCUUUCAGGACCUCCAUUUGGCCAAGAGAUUUUAUGAUUUGGCCGCUGAAACUUCAACAGACGCCAUUGUCCCAGUCACUUUGGCACUGAUCAAAUUGAGAUUCCUUUUCAUUACGGACUUUUUUACCGGCGUAAGUUUGCAUAGAGAUUCAUUUUUGAUAUUUUAGAGCAAUAAUUUAUAUUGUAGUAGAUAAAAUUUUACAUUUAUUUUUAGAAACAUUGAUUUUUAGGGGAUUUUGUUCGACUCUGAAGGCAAAGCACCCCUCAUUGAGCGCCUUAUGGGUCCUCAAUGGGAUCUGUACUUGAUGACGUUGUUCUUUACCCUAACAAUUUGGCUGGCCGUGGUUUAUUGGCAUUAUCGAAGACAGCUCCAAGCCGACGGAAAUGCCCCGGCUGACCCUAGCCCCUCAACCCCGAACAUAUCACGUCAGGAAUCGGCCAGUAGUUCGAGUGCUCUUGGCCACCAAUCCAGCCCCACCGACCCCAGAAAUGAAGGGUCUGCGCACAGUGCAGAUUUGGGAAAUCCGCACGGUGCAAACACAGGAUCGACAGGUGGAAGUGGGGGGUCACAGGAUGGAAAUUCAAGCCCGACUGCCUCACAACAACAGUAG